This is a messenger RNA of Dufourea novaeangliae, 1620 nucleotides long. RefSeq names its product lysine-specific histone demethylase 1A-like. The transcript is spliced from 11 exons. NCBI's taxonomy places the organism in Eukaryota, Metazoa, Arthropoda, Insecta, Hymenoptera, Halictidae. The record is from RefSeq and is a predicted model, not a curated record. Gene Ontology annotation, molecular function: protein binding; oxidoreductase activity. Bases 1 to 1620 code for a protein of 539 amino acids.
AUGAGUCGAAGGAAAAGAGCGAAGGUGGAGUAUAGAGAAAUGGAAGAGAAAUAUAAUCAGUUAGAAGAUGAGAAUGCAUCAGACACAUCUGAGAAAUCUAAAACUGGUCUUGUGACACCAGAGAAGAAGGUUGUGCCAGAUGUGAAAAAGGAAUCUGAGACUACUAUACCACAGUCUGCUCCUACAUCUUCAUCGAUAAAGAUGGAAGUUAAAGAAGAAGAUGAUCAAGACAGUGAUCAUGAAGAUCCUCAUGUGAAAGAGUUACUUAAUGGGUUAGAAGGAGCAGCAUUUCAAAGUCGUCUUCCCUUUGAUAAAUUAACUUCUACAGAAGCAGCCUGUUUCCCAGAUGUUUCUGGUGGUCCACCGCAAACUCAGAAACUACAACUGUGGCUUGAAAAUCCUAAACAACAAUUAAUAAUUGAAAAUGCUUUGCCAGCUAUAGAACCACCUUACAACAGUGACACAGUACUAACACGGCGAAUUCAUGCAUUUUUAGAAAGACAUGGUUUUAUAAACUUUGGUGUAUUUAAACGACUGAAGCCCUUACCGACUAAGAAACUAGGUAAAGUAAUUGUAAUAGGAGCAGGUAUUGCUGGCUUAGCUGCAGCUCAGCAGAUGCAGCAAUUUGGUUUAGAAGUAAUUGUACUUGAAGCGAGGGACCGCGUAGGUGGUCGCAUUGCAACGUUUCGCAAAUCUUCAUACAUAGCUGAUCUAGGUGCUAUGGUAGUUACAGGUUUAGGUGGAAAUCCCGUAACAACUCUUAGUAAACAAAUUAAUAUGGAACUCCAUAAAAUUCGACAGAAGUGUCCUUUAUACGAAAGCGACGGACAAACGGUCCCGAAAGAUAAAGAUGAAAUGGUAGAGAGGGAGUUUAACAGGUUAUUGGAGGCAACGUCAUACCUUUCGCACCAAUUAGAUUUCAAUUACGUGGGUAACGCCGGGGCGACAGGUCAGGGUGGUAACACGCGGCCAGUAUCAUUGGGUCAGGCAUUAGAGUGGGUAAUACGCCUACAGGAACAGGGUGUGAAACAACGUCAAGUAGCCCAUUUACGGUCCGUGUUAUCGCUUCAAGGACGACUUAUCACUAAUCAGCAUAGGAUGAUAGCGAUCAAGGAUCGCUUAGUCGAGUUAAAUAAACAGUACAAAGAAAUGACCGAAAGUAAAUUACAAACCCGCGACAUAACACAAGAAUUCGUGCUACGUUCGAAAUUACGUGACCUUCAUAACGCGUGCAAGGAAUGGGAUCAACUGGCUGAGCAACAGAAAGAAAUCGAGGCAAAGCUACAGGAGCUCGAAGCUUCCCCUCCUAGCGACGUGUACUUAUCUUCCAAGGAUCGUCAGAUAUUGGACUGGCACUUCGCUAAUUUGGAAUUCGCGAACGCUACAUCGUUAUCGAAUCUGAGUCUGAAGCACUGGGACCAGGACGACGACUUCGAGUUCACAGGUAGUCAUCUGACAGCUUUCGGAAACGAGAGCGACAAAAAGUCCGAAUCUGAAGUUCGAAUAUCGUUGCGAGAAGUGCGUUCGCCACGUCGCACCAAAGAAGGGAUCGAGAUCGACACAAAGUGGUGCUUCGAGAUGCAAAGAUACUUUUUCAACAAUCGGCCGAUAGGAUAUUAA